AUAUCAGUUCUAAAUGUAAUCUCUGCAGAUCACUUGUUUGUAAAUGAUGUGGAAAUGUAUCCAAAGAUCGUGCAUUCACGUGUCAGCGGUCUCUCUAAAGAAGAUGCCUCUGCACAUGAAGGGGAAGAGUGCUGCCGAUCAGAGAUGGCUGGUCCGGCAGAUCAAUGACCCUUUCGUUAAAGCUGCUCACGCGCAGAAUUACCGCUGUAGAAGUGCUUUUAAACUGAUCGAGAUAGAUGACAAAUACAGACUUCUCAAACCUGGUUUGAGUGUCAUAGAUUGUGGUGCUGCUCCUGGUGCAUGGAGUCAAGUUGCAGUCCAGAGAGUCAACUCAACAGGAGAAAGUGCGGAUCUUCCUAAAGGAAGCGUAAUAGGAAUAGACAUACUACGCAUCGCCCCUUUGGAUGGAGCUCAGUUGCUGUCCAAUCAUGACAUCACUGAGGCCUCAACUCACAUGGCGCUGGAGAGGCUCCUCCCUGAAGCUCGAGCAGAUGUCAUCCUCAGUGACAUGGCCCCCAAUGCCAGCGGGCUCAGGGAACUGGAUCAUGAAAGAUUGGUCACCAUGUGUCUAUCAGUGUUGGACUUAGCUGACAAGGUUUUGCGCCCCGGGGGCUCUUUGAUUUGCAAAUACUGGGAUGGAGCUUUGGCCCAUAAGCUCCAGCAGAGGCUUUCCUCAAUGUUUCAAGAUGUAAGAACUGUGAAACCAAGAGCAAGCAGGAAGGAGUCAGCAGAGCUUUUCUUUCUGGCGAGGAUGUUCAAAAUGAGAUAGGAUGAGGUCUUUUUCAUGAAAAGGAUUUUUUUUAUAUAUUAUAUUUUACAUAUAGAAAAUAAAAAAUAAAAUUGCUUUGUUCUUAUUAUGUAUUAAAAAUAAAUAGUAAAAAAACCUGCUUGCAACAAGAUUCAGAAACUCAAUACAGACCUUGGAUAUAAAUGCUAAAGCAGAAUAAUUUGAUUCAGGUGUUAAAUAUAUAAUUGUUGAGUCCGAUUUGCAUAUUAUUUUCAGUCUAUCAGGAUGGCCUAGCAGUGUUAAAUUUUUUAUUUCAAAUCAUUUUACAAAGACAUGAUGGGCAUGCAUCUACAUUU
Carassius carassius (crucian carp) is the source of this 1083-nucleotide messenger RNA. RefSeq names its product rRNA methyltransferase 2, mitochondrial-like. The record is from RefSeq and is a predicted model, not a curated record. The coding region runs from base 44 to 769 and encodes 241 amino acids. Gene Ontology annotation, biological process: RNA methylation. The transcript has 2 exons. Gene Ontology annotation, molecular function: rRNA (uridine-2'-O-ribose)-methyltransferase activity. Lineage: Eukaryota; Metazoa; Chordata; Actinopteri; Cypriniformes; Cyprinidae. Gene Ontology annotation, cellular component: mitochondrion.